AAAGCGAAGGAGCCGUGUUCAGGAUUGGGGAGUGUGAGAUGUCUUGUGUCAGAGACAAUCUUCCCCCUCACCUGUCGCUAGGAUACUUUGCCCUCCUCCGCUGUCUGCCAGUCACGCCAUUGGCGGGUGAGUGAUGGGGGAAGUGCAGCCGAGCUGGAACUUAUUACCUUGGUUUGGUAAAACUACGGAGCCCAAGUCAAAAAAACGAAAAGAAAGCUGUGUAUUUUGAGCGUUUCGAGAGGAAAAAACACUUUUUAUUCUGAUAUUUAAAGGCGUCAUAACGUGAUGGAGUUUGUUGAAGAGUCAUCGCCAGCCCUGGCUUUCGAGAAGGAAGCCUUUGAGCUCACCGUCGAAGAUGUUUAUGACAUCUCGUACGUAAUCGGGCGAGAUCUGUUAAAAAUAAGCAACACGGGCGAGGAAGUGUCCGAUUUGCAGUUCAGGAUAGUCAGAGUUCUGGAAAUGUUUGAAACUCUGGUCAAUAAAUACAACUUGUCUCUGGAGGAGUUGAAAAUGGAGCGGGACAACCUGAAGGGUGAGCUGGACAGGAUCGUCCGAGAGGGAUCUUCUGGACACGGCACGCAAACAGCGGGACCGAAUCAGCUGGUAGUGGACCUGACGGACCCCAACAGACCACGGUUCACCAUGCAGGAGCUGAAGGAGGUCCUGCAGGAGAGGAACCAGCUGAAGGCUCAGCUCAUGGUGGCCCAAGAGGAGCUGCAGCUCUACAAAAGUGGUAUUCUGCCCCGAGCCGAACCAGCAAUGGUGGAAGUGGAUCUAGACACUCCAGAAAAUAGUCGAGCCACAAUAAAUGAGAAGACAACCAUAGGGAAACUGUUUUCAUUCAGGCGAAAAUGAGGAAAAAGCCUUUCCCCAGAACUGGCCACGCACAAGGCAAACAGGACUUUUUGUGGUGAAAUUAAACCCCUCCCUCCUCCCUCAAUUGUAGUUACUGUUUUAUAAAUAUCUAUAUGACAAUCUAACAAGCACUGUAUUUUCAUUGGUCAUUUUAACCCUAGAUGGUUUUAUAGCAGAUUUAUAGUUUAUACAGUUGAAGUAUAAAUUGUAUGAAAAGUAUUUAUCAAAAGGGGUGGAACAAUAUCUGGUUUUAAUCAUGUUGUACACAUCGGAACAAAUUACUGUGCAGUUUUUUUUAUAAAUCAAAAUGAACCACUGAUACUGUUCCUGUUAAACAUUUUCCAUCAAUUUCAUUUUUCAAAGAAAUUAAAACUACCCAAAAAAACUUUUAUAUUUUGAAUACCAUUUGUCUUGUUUCCCUAGGGUUGAAUAUUUAUCAGCUUAAGUUUUGGAAGUUUCGAUCUCAUGUUUUACAGAUGCCCACUUGUAAACUAGAACACAGGCCUGAAGCUUUAAAGACUUAUUUCCACAAAAGCUGGGAUCCUGAUUAAAAUGUAAAUAAAGAGCAUUAUUUGUAAUUCA
Cololabis saira (Pacific saury) is the source of this 1437-nucleotide messenger RNA. It is a transcript of the gene rilpl2, whose product is annotated as Rab interacting lysosomal protein-like 2. The record is from RefSeq and is a predicted model, not a curated record. Gene Ontology annotation, biological process: cilium assembly. Gene Ontology annotation, molecular function: protein dimerization activity. Gene Ontology annotation, cellular component: ciliary basal body; cytoplasm. NCBI's taxonomy places the organism in Eukaryota, Metazoa, Chordata, Actinopteri, Beloniformes, Belonidae. The transcript has 4 exons. Bases 286 to 855 code for a protein of 189 amino acids.